Geosmithia morbida is the source of this 468-nucleotide messenger RNA. Its product is annotated as Glutathione-dependent formaldehyde-activating enzyme. Gene Ontology annotation, molecular function: carbon-sulfur lyase activity. The transcript is spliced from 3 exons. Bases 1 to 468 code for a protein of 155 amino acids. NCBI's taxonomy places the organism in Eukaryota, Fungi, Ascomycota, Sordariomycetes, Hypocreales, Bionectriaceae. The record is from RefSeq and is a predicted model, not a curated record.
AUGGAUGCACGAUGCCAGUGCGGCUCUGUCGAGUUUAAGACGCCUCUGGACAAACCUCUUGCCCUGUACAUCUGUCACUGUCUAGACUGUCGUCGUCAGACAAGCUCGGCAUUCGGGGCAUCGGCCAUUUUCCCUGUCUUUGAGCUGCCCAGGUCAGAGCUGUUGAGCUGCUACUCCUACUUUUGUCGCAACUGUGGCACACGCCUCUUCCACACUACACCGGCACGAAACGUCGUCUCCAUCAAGGCUGGGUGCAUCGAAGGUCUAGACUGGAACAAGGCAAUUCACAUCUGGACAAAGAACGCCAUGGUACCUAUCCCCGAAGGCGCUGAGACUCAUGCCCAGGAGGCAGGGUACCUGUCGUAUGGAUCCAGCAUGUCGGAUUUAGACCAGCCUGGUCCGCUGGCUGGUAGCGGCCACUGUCACUCUUCCGAGUUCAGCAGCAGCAGUGGUAGUGCUACUGGUUAG